AUGCCUGCAAACCUUCUAGACGACCUGAACUUCGCAACCGCGUGCCGGGUAGCAUUUGCGGGGUUUCUCCGCCUCGGAGAAUUCACCUACAAGACUGAAGACCUUAGCACACGUUCUAUCUUCUCAGCCACAAAAUUAACGCGCUCCGACGUCAGAUUCUCGUCCUCGUUAGACCACGCACAACUCACACUCAAGCGCAGUAAGACUGACCGCCGCCACGAAGGAGUGCAAAUUAUUCUUGCAAAGACGGGGGACGGCGCAUACCCAGUUGAUGCGCUUCAGAAGCUGCUACUCCUCGACCCUAGAGGGCCCGACGCCCCAUUAUUCUCCUUCCACAGAAGACCAUUCAGUCGCAGCAACUUCCUCUCAACCUUGUCUACUAAGCUAAGAGCGCUCGGGAUACGGAUAGACGGCUACUCGGGUCACAGCUUUCGGAAGGGCGCGGCUCAGCAUGCGCACGAUAGUGGGAUACUCGACGACCAGAUUCAGAUGCUAGGGAGGUGGACUUCGGAGGCGUUCAGGGUGUAUUUUACGACGAACGCGUCAGUCCUGUACAAGCUUAAUCACCAGUUCCAGAUACGCUCGCCGGCUCCACUGUCUCUGCAGAUUCCACCACCGUCCCCUCCACCAUCCUAG
Penicillium cataractarum is the source of this 636-nucleotide messenger RNA. RefSeq lists its product as uncharacterized. NCBI's taxonomy places the organism in Eukaryota, Fungi, Ascomycota, Eurotiomycetes, Eurotiales, Aspergillaceae. Gene Ontology annotation, biological process: DNA recombination; DNA integration. Gene Ontology annotation, molecular function: DNA binding. Bases 1 to 636 code for a protein of 211 amino acids. The record is from RefSeq and is a predicted model, not a curated record. The transcript has a single exon.